AUGACGUUCGAGGAGAGCGUCCGUUUGAAGGUGGACGGGUCUCUGGCCGGCGCAGAGUGGUUCUCACAGCGAGUCCCGGCCAAACACGCUGGGUACAUCCAGCUUGGCCCGGAGAAACGUCUUUUUGCGGUGGCGAUGUAUCACGAGCUUCACUGCGUCAACACGUUCCGUAAAGCAUUGGCGGACCCAAAAGAUGCGGAUGGAACACCUCACCACGUCCAGCACUGCCUCAAUUAUCUUCGCCAACUCUUCCUUUGUUCCGCGGAUGCUACUCUCGAACCCUACGAUUGGACGUUGAGGAACUAUACCCAGGAACCAGUAGGCAUUACUCGCCAGUGUAGGGACUGGACUGUCGUCUAUGAGCGGAUGGAGGAGAGCUACGAUUCGUGGGUGCGCUUUCAAAGGAAUAGACAGCACGGGGAUUCUAGUGCUGGACAGGAACGGAAGCCUUGA
Molecule: messenger RNA, 453 nt
Organism: Punctularia strigosozonata HHB-11173 SS5
Lineage: Eukaryota; Fungi; Basidiomycota; Agaricomycetes; Corticiales; Punctulariaceae
Exons: 2
Coding region: 1-453 (150 amino acids)
Biological process (GO): mycotoxin biosynthetic process
Source: RefSeq, a predicted model, not a curated record